AUGAAUUCGCCCUCUCUUCUUCUUCGUCUUCUUCGGGAGAUGAUGAACGCGAUACAAUGUCUGGACCUCGAAUCUUUACGCAUAUCGAUAUAUAUAUAUAUAUAUAUAUAUAUAUAUUAUGAUGAUGAUGAUGAUGAUGAUGAUGAUGAUGAUGAUGAUGAUGAUGAUGAUGAUGAUGAUGAUGAUGAUGAUGAUGAUGAUGAUGAUGAUGAUGAUGAUGAUGAUGAUGAUGAUGAUGAUGAUGAUGAUGAUGAUGAUGAUAAUAAUAAUGGGUGCUCACCGAUCAGGUUACGGAAACGGCUCGUUCCGUUGUGCCUGCGAGGGUUCUAG
Messenger RNA from Spirometra erinaceieuropaei, 330 nucleotides. NCBI's taxonomy places the organism in Eukaryota, Metazoa, Platyhelminthes, Cestoda, Diphyllobothriidea, Diphyllobothriidae. The record is from the annotation of a GenBank genome assembly.